Lactuca sativa (garden lettuce) is the source of this 2217-nucleotide messenger RNA. Lineage: Eukaryota; Viridiplantae; Streptophyta; Magnoliopsida; Asterales; Asteraceae. The record is from RefSeq and is a predicted model, not a curated record.
AUGGCAUAUGAGCAUGAAGAUGAUGAAGAAGUCCAUACCGUUAACAAAACUGUUGGUGACGAUUUUUUAAACAAACUUUCAGGUAAGCUUAGUGAUGAUGAUGAACCUAAUGAUGGAAAAGAUGAGAAGGUUGUAUUCCCUGUCCAUGAUGAGAACCAAGCAUGGGAUAAGAUGAUGCCAAUUCUAGGUAUGAAGUUUGCAAACCCAAUGCAAUUGAAGCUAUGUCUAACCAAUUAUGUAGUGAAGAAUGGGUAUGACUUGUGGUAUGAAAAAAGUGAUCAUAACAGGUUACUGGUGAAGUGUUGUAAAGGUAAGAAGAACAAGAGGAAUAAAGGUUGUCCCUUUAGGUUGUGGGCAACCUGGAUGAGCAAUGAAAGGUCAUUCAAGAUUAAAUCUUUAAUUGAUAACCACAAUUGCUCAAGAGUCUUCAAAUUUGGGUCCAUUGUUACCUAUAAAUGGACAGGACAGUGCAGAAAUGCAAAGAGGUAUGCAUUUAAGGAGAUAAAGGGUACUUUAAAGGAACACUAUGCUAAAACUUGGAGCUAUGGAGAAGAGCUAAGAAGGACUAACCCUAGAUCAACAGUGAAGAUGGAUGUUGAUGCCAUGCCUGAUGGAGCCACUUACUUCUCAAAGUUCUAUGUAUGUUUAAAGGGUAUGAAGGAUGGAUGGAUUAAAGGUUGUAGAAGGGUAAUUGGACUAGAUGGCUGCUUCUUAAAAGGUGUUUGCAGAGUUGAGAGUAAGGAAACAUGGAAGUGGUUUGUUGACCUUCUCCUUGUUGACAUUGGAAUGGGAAAUGGACAUGGGUUCACAUUAAUAUCAGACCAGCAUAAAGGAUUACUUGAGGCUGUCAAGGAAAGGGUACCUGCAGCAGAGCAUAGACAAUAUGCAAGACACAUAUGUGCUAAUUUCAUGAAAAAAUUCAAGGGUCAACAGUUCAGUACACUUUUCUGGAGAGCUGCUGCUUCUUCCACCCAGGCUAAAUUUGAGCAACAUAUGAAUGAAAUUAAGAAGAUAGAACCACUAGCCUAUGAUCAUCUAAUGGAGAAGGACCCUAAAACUUGGAGUAAAGCAUUUUUUCAGACUGAUAGGGCAUGUGAUGCAUAUGAGAAUGGUGUUUCUGAGAGUUUUAACUCAAUCAUUGCAGCUGCCAGGAAGAGACCUCUAAUCACUAUGUUAGAGGAAAUUAGAAUUUAUGUGAUGGAGAGACUGUGUAUACAAAAAAGUAAUGGAAGUUCUUGGGGAGACUUAAACAUAUGUCCUACCAUCAGACUGAAAUUGUCCAAGAUUAAGACACUUCAAAGAUUUUGGAGAGUUGUACCAUCUGGUUAUCAACAAUUUGAAGUGAGACUUUUACAAGAUGCAUAUGAUGCUGCAAUUUUAAACCUUAAUAGGGAUCCAGAGGACUAUGUAUCACCAUGGUUGACCACAACAAUGUUUUGUAAUGCCUACUUGUACACCAUUAAUCCACUAAAUGGUAGUGAUAUGUGGCCGGAUGUGGAUUACAUCAAGCCAUUGUCUCCCAAAAUGAGAAGAAUGCCAGGAAGACCAUCAACAAAAAGGAAAAGUGAUCAGAUUGAGAAUGAACUAAAGGGCAAUAAGCAUACAGUCUCAAAAAGGGGAAUUGCUAUGAGAUGCAACAUAUGUAGAGAAUCAGGGCAUAAUAAAGAAAAAUGUCCUCAAAAACCAAUUGGGGAAUCCUCAAAUCCAAAGUCAAAGUCAAAAAAUAAAAAAGCCAACAAAAAAGGUAAAGUGAAGGUUGAAUUGAAUCAAGAAGUUGAUUUGGAAAGUGAUAGUGACAGUGAAGUUCAAAGGGAGCCUGAUAGUGAGGUGGAGUCUUAUGAAGUUGAUUUUGAAGAGGGUAAUCAUACAUAUGGAGAUGUAGACCAACCUGAGGUUGAAGCUGAAGAACAGGUUGAAGUUGGAGGGGUUGAAAAACAGGUUGAAGUUGGAGGGGUUGAAGAACAGGUUGAAGUUGAAGAACAUGUUGAAGCACUUGUUGAAGUUGAAGUUGAAGAAGGUGAAUACCGGGCUGGAGAUGUAGAUCAAGUUGAACAGGUUGAAGUUGAAGUAAUUCAAGAUCCAGUUGGACAAGAUGACCAAGGACAGACUGCAGUUCAAGAUCCAGUGGAAGAGGAGCAUAUGAUGGAAGUACCAGCAUUUCAGGUUCUACAGGGAAAGAGAAGAAGGAAAGCUUUAGAAAGAAUCACAAAAAUUUAA